AUGCGAGCCACUUUGGAUGCGCGGGCACUCAAACCAUUCACCAAAGCUUUGCAUUGCUUGUCUAAGUACGGCGACGACCUGACAAUACAUGCUACCGACGAAUGCUUGACACUUUCCACGACAAAUUCAUCGAUGUCUGCAUACUGCCGAUUCAAAUAUGAACGGCAGUUUUUCAGCAAGUAUACGCUAGGCUCGCAAAGCAGUGCAUUUGCGACGAGCCAUGACGCAACGAAUGUUACAGGGCAACUAUUGACGAAGUCGCUUCUCUCAAUACUCAGGCACAGAACUGUAGAGAAGACCGUGGACCGCUGUGAACUAUCCAUCAUCGAAGGAGAUACAUCGGAGCAGAACGACGACGGCGAAGAAGAUAGCCUGGAGAGUAGAUUGACUGUCCGCCUACAUUGCAAGCAUGGCAUAGUCAAAACACAUCGCUUGAUUCUGCAGAUUCCAAGUGCCAUGAUGGCGCCAGGUUCGCCGGAUACUGAUAACGAGUCACAUCUCACAAUUGGUCCGAGAGCUGUGAAGGACAUGCUGGAGCACUUUCCCGUAGCUAGGGGUACGAAGUCGGACCCGCAACUCGUGUGGAGCUUCAAAGAUACAGAAGUAGAAGUUAAGAGCCUAGAGACGUCUUUGGAUUCAAAAGGGCGCUCUCAGCUGUCUACGGAGCUUUCUUUAAGUGCUGAUGAGUUUGACACGUACGACGUAUACUCAUGUCCUACUACUAUCGCUUUUCACCUUCGAGAAUUCAUUGCUACGAUAGCAUUUGCCGAGUCUCUAGGUCUUGCACUAGAUAUUCGAUUCACAGACCCGGCGAAUCCCCUUUUCAUUGAUGUCGAAAGCGAUUUGGCCGAAAGUUUAUUUGUUAUAUCAACCAGCCAAGUACCUGGUCAGCCCUUCCAACCAAGCCAAGCCCAGCCCUUGAAUAAUAGAAGCAAUAAGCGCGAGAGAGAAGGAGAUGCGGCGGAGCAUCCAAACAAGUACAAGAAGCCGAUGAAGGCUGCACAGCGCGAUACAAUACCCUCAGCAAGGGCCUCUAGCUCGACCCCCCUUCCGCAAUCUCGUCAUGUUAGUCGAGCUUACGAAACGCCGUGCACCCCAGGGCCCUCAAACCGUCCGGAAGGCCCGCAUCGAGAUCCCCUCUUCUUGCCAACUUCUUCGCAGCUGUCCGUGGCUGAAGAAGCAGCUAUCAGGUCAUCAGGUCUGGGCAUAGAAGACAUGGAUAGGGCAACGUUCGAAGCGAUGAUGGACGGCGAUGCCGAAGAAAUUGGGCCAGAGCUCGCAAAUAGCCAAGCAAGUUUCACGCUUGGAAGCGACCAGCCGGACAGUUUUGAACUUGUUGAAGACGUGGAGAUGGCACCAUCUCAGUCUGAGUCCAUCACCUCCCGCUCAUCACAUAAGGGAUUCAAGCCUCUUUUCGAAGACUAA
Molecule: messenger RNA, 1425 nt
Organism: Pleurotus ostreatus (oyster mushroom)
Lineage: Eukaryota; Fungi; Basidiomycota; Agaricomycetes; Agaricales; Pleurotaceae
Exons: 7
Coding region: 1-1425 (474 amino acids)
Biological process (GO): DNA repair; mitotic intra-S DNA damage checkpoint signaling; DNA replication checkpoint signaling
Cellular component (GO): checkpoint clamp complex
Source: RefSeq, a predicted model, not a curated record